Caenorhabditis elegans is the source of this 1086-nucleotide messenger RNA. It is a transcript of the gene srh-23, whose product is annotated as Serpentine Receptor, class H. The record is from RefSeq and is marked reviewed. The coding region runs from base 121 to 1086 and encodes 321 amino acids. Lineage: Eukaryota; Metazoa; Nematoda; Chromadorea; Rhabditida; Rhabditidae. The transcript is spliced from 4 exons.
UAGUUUGCCGGAAAAUGUGACUUGUUAAUGCAAUUGUGUGCAAUACGAAUAAUCUUGUGUCAGUUUUACUGGAAGUAAAUAAGUAACUACUCCAAAGAUCGAAAAUAAAAACAUUUUGCGAUGGACUGCCUUGAGCCUUCUCCAUUAAUUUUCAGAAUUUUCACCCACUCGAUUCAUUUCGUCAGCUUACCAACAUAUUUUCUCGCAUUAUUCUCCCUCUUUUUCAUCAAGUCAAAAGUUUUUGUCACUUAUCGAUAUUUCCUGUUAUGGCAUGUCUUCGAGAAUUUAUUCUUCGAAAUGCAUUCCGAUUUUCUGUUGGCACCAGCAAUUCAGCCUCCGUUAUGUGCAAUCAGAACAACAGGGAUUUUGACACAACUCGGAAUGAGUAGUUUGGUUCAGUUUUAUUGGAUCGCGUUGGUUAUGCAAUAUACAGCGACUUCUGUCAGUGAAAUGUUUUAUUUCCGUUAUAAAGCCAGUAUUCUAAACUACAAAACAUAUCGUUUCACCUAUUUUAUUAAAUUCACUGUUUAUUUCACUCGAUGCAUUUCAAUUUUUGAUACAUUUUUUGUAAUAUUGACAUCGCAUGAUGCUCACCGAUUUCAAGAAGAACACAAAGCAACAUUUCUGAAACAAAAUCCUUCUGCUCAUUUUCUAACUUGUGAAAAUUCUUAUCUGUUUGUCCCUUUCUCCGACUACGUUUCCACUUCAAUAAUGAUUCUAUGGAUUGCUGAAUGCGUAAUAAUUUUUCUCUCUGUUCCUGGAAUCACUAUUUUUAUCAACUUGAAAAUUUCAAAAUCCACCUCGAAAAAUACUUGGAAAGUACAAAAACAAUUAUUGAAAAGUUUAGUUAUACAAGCAUUAAUUCAUUCGUUUACGAUGGGUCUGCCAAAUUUGAUGUUUACAUAUGGAUUUUUCUUCGGUUAUGCAAGCGAAACAAUAGCGUAUGGUGCAUUUGUCUUCAUAACAUAUCAUGGAUUUGUUUCAACUUUUGCACUUAUCGCAUUCACUAAGCCUAUACGCGAUUAUCUGCAAUCAACAUUCAAUAUUAAGAAAAGAGCCACUCAUAGAGCAUCAAUGACUUUUUAG